AUGACACAUACACUCACAAACACGCACAGAUUCGACAUCAUAAAAAUCAUAUACGUGACUUUAUUUGCAACUUUAUCUGCUCAAUUUUUAAGACUUUGUGUUUACUCCAUUCAACACAAUCUUUAUUGGUGUGAUGAUGACAGAAAUUUAAACCAGCUGAGCUUUGAAUUGCACUUUUAA
Molecule: messenger RNA, 180 nt
Organism: Clunio marinus
Lineage: Eukaryota; Metazoa; Arthropoda; Insecta; Diptera; Chironomidae
Source: the annotation of a GenBank genome assembly